AUGCUGGACGCCUUUGAGAUCAUCACGACGUCGGGUGUCGUCGUCUGGAGUCGCACAUACGCCNCCGUUGCCCACAAGGUCGUCAACAGCCUGAUCAACGACGUCUUUAUCGAGGAGCGCGCCCAGAGCCUGCAGAGCCAACCGCGGAAUGCCACCUUCAAAACCGACAAGUACACGCUCAAAUACACCCACGCCAAAGAUCUCGGCCUGAUUUUUGUCGCCGUCUAUCAGUCCAUCCUGCACUUGUCGUGGGUCGACAAUCUGCUCGACGUUGUCCGUGGCCUCUUCGUCAAGCAAUACGGAGCAGACCUCAAAAUCAAGAACACAACCAAGCUCGACUGCUCGACAUUCACCCCGACCUUCGAUGCCCUCGUCCAGAAGCUCGACAAGACUCAAUCCUCAGCCCCGCGACCUGACGAUCAAGACCUCGAGACAGACUCGCCCACCGACCUGACCCCACCAUCGAGCUCUGCUGGCGACGAUCAAGACCACCCACCGCCUCCCGCGCCCACCCUCAAGAAGCCCGCCCCGAGACAGAUCGCCGACACCAUCUCAGCCUCUACAGAUGCCACCCCCAUUCCGACACCAGACACAUCACGACCUGCUUCUCCUGCCGUAAGCCAAUUGCUUGAAGGAAAGAGUCCCCGGGGCUCGCGCCGUUCGCGAAAGGCCGCACUUGCUGCCUCUUCAGCCCCCGCCUCUUCUGGCGAUGAAAAGUCUCCUUCUCGCAAAGCCGCAGCCGCAAAGAGACCGACUGCAAAAUCAAAGCGCACGUGGGAUGCUCACGGCUUUGGCGCUGAGGAAGACGAGGACACAGUUCUGGAUUACUCGACACAAAGUCUGGACGAUGCUCCUGCUGCCCAAUCAACACUGCAGCCCGUUCGCACCGACGACAUGGGUAGCAGGACGGCCAAGGGCCAGUUUGUGCUCAAGGAUUUGGAUGACGAGGUUGAUGCCAUUCUCGCAGAGUCAAAAUCUAGGAAAGAGGAGGUCGACACGGACGCAUCAAAAGGACUGGUGGGAACCGGACUGGGAGCCAUCAGUGGCUACUUCCGCAACAUGGUCGGAGGCAAGACUCUGACGGCUGCCGACCUGGUCAAACCGAUGAAAGCCAUGGAGGAUCAUCUCCUGAACAAGAACGUUGCCCGCGAGGCAGCCGUCCGCUUGUGCGAAUCUGUCGAGCGCGAUCUUAUUGGUCUCAAGACCAGCAACUUCACCACUAUCGACCAGACCAUUCGCGACUCCAUGGCCAAAGCUCUCACCCGCAUACUGACCCCUACCUCGUCCCUCGACUUGCUGCGCUCAAUCACGUCUACUAUCUCGGGCUCAAAUGCAAGGCCAUAUGUCAUCAGUAUUGUUGGUGUCAAUGGUGUCGGCAAGUCGACUUCCCUGUCUAAACUCGCUUUCUUCUUCCUCCAAAACAACUUCCGUGUCCUGGUUUGUGCCGCCGAUACCUUCCGUUCUGGCGCCGUUGAGCAACUACGCGUUCACGUACGCAACCUCUCCGAGUUGACUGCUCGUGAGAAUCUCGGUCACGUCGACCUUUACGAGAAGGGCUAUGGCAAGGAUGCUGCUCAACUUGCCAAGGAGGCUGUUGUCUAUGCCGCUGAAAACGCCUAUGAUGUCGUGCUGGUCGACACAGCUGGCCGCAGACACAACGACACCCGACUCAUGUCGUCUCUUACCAAAUUCGGACAGCUCGCCAACCCAGACAAGAUCUUCAUGGUCGGUGAGGCUCUUGUUGGCACCGACUCGGUUGCUCAGGCUCGCAACUUUUCUGCGCAAUUCGUGGAUCGCCAAGGAAAGGGCCGUGGACUCGAUGGCUUUGUCAUUUCCAAGUGUGAUACCGUCGGCGACAUGGUCGGUACGCUCGUUAGCAUGGUUCACGCCACGGGCAUCCCUGUGGUCUUCUUGGGCGUAGGUCAACACUACGGCGAUUUGCGUGGCCUGAACGUUGGUUGGGCUGUAGACAAGUUGAUGAAGUAG
Molecule: messenger RNA, 1986 nt
Organism: Aureobasidium vineae
Lineage: Eukaryota; Fungi; Ascomycota; Dothideomycetes; Dothideales; Saccotheciaceae
Source: the annotation of a GenBank genome assembly